Molecule: messenger RNA, 3369 nt
Organism: Aspergillus wentii DTO 134E9
Lineage: Eukaryota; Fungi; Ascomycota; Eurotiomycetes; Eurotiales; Aspergillaceae
Product: DNA topoisomerase 1
Exons: 6
Coding region: 1-2955 (984 amino acids)
Biological process (GO): DNA replication; DNA topological change; chromosome segregation
Cellular component (GO): chromosome; nucleolus
Molecular function (GO): DNA topoisomerase type I (single strand cut, ATP-independent) activity; DNA binding
Source: RefSeq, a predicted model, not a curated record
AUGGUAGCGGUCGGUUUGUGGACGUCCGGAAGGAACUUACCGGGUGAGAGUAGCACUGCCGGCCCUCACGGCCGGACGGACAGCACGAGAGAACAUUGUGAAAGAGGAAGAAGUAAGGACGGGGGGCCAUUGGUCAGGGCCUCCCUGACCUCAUUUUACUAUCAAGCGCCAACUCUCUUCUGUAGACUCGGCAGGCGGCCAACAUCGAGUUUCCGUCUCCCUCCGCCUCGAGCCUAUUUCCAUUCUUCUUCAGCAGCGCAACGUGCUCGAGUCUCCUGGCUUGCGAUCAUGAGUUCCUCCGAGGAUGACACCCCGCUCGUCAAGGCAAAUGGCCGAUCUACUAACAAGGUAGCGGACGCCAAAAUGGACAACGCGACUGAGACGAAUGGUCAUGUCGACCCCGGCGUGUCAAUUCGCUUUGGUCCUGUGAAGACCGAGGAUGUUGACAUGGAGGAUGCGGAUGCCGAAGACCGCGGCGCCGGAAAGCGAAAGGCGCGAACAAGCAUAGGCCAAAAAUCAUAUGCGGAACCAGAGUCUAGCGAGGAGGAAGAUCAGCCCCUGAGUAAACGCCGACGGACCUCGGUCAAACAUGAAGACCCAGAGUCAGAUGAGGACGUGCCCCUGGCAGCCAAUGGAAGAAAACUUCCUAAGGCCUCAGAGACUGCCAUUGGGGAGGAAUCUGAUUCUGAUGUCCCUAUCGAAAGGAAACUUGCCACCCAAAAGAAAAAUAUUCAACAAAAGGCAGAGAAAGACACCAAGACUAGUGCCUCGAAAUCCGCGAAACCCGCGGCAAAGCCUGCAGCAAACAACAGAAAGAAGCAGACCAACGGCGUUAAGAAAGAACCGGUUGAUGAUGCGCCAGCACCUAGAAAAGCCGCUGCCACAAGAACCACCAAGGUCAAGGCAGAGCCAAAGUCCGAGCAGUCGACUCCUGUCAAAAAGGGCAAAGGCAAGGCUACGCCGGUCAAAGAGGAAAGUGCGGAUGCCGACGACGGCGCAGACGAGGAAGAAGAAUACAGGUGGUGGGAAGACCCAACCAAGGGCGAUGGAACCAUCAAGUGGACUACCCUUGAGCAUAAUGGUGUCGUUUUCCCACCGCCUUAUGAACCCCUUCCCAAGGAUGUCAAGAUGAAAUAUGAUGGUGUUCCCGUCAAUCUUCAGCCUGAAGUCGAGGAGGUAGCUGGAUUUUUCGGUAGCAUGUUGAACUCAACUCAGCACGUCGAAAACUCCAGGUUCCAACAAAACUUCUUCAUGGACUUCAAAGAUAUUCUCAAGAAAAAGGGAGGGGCAAAGGACCCCAAGGGCAACAAGAUCGAUAUCAAAGAAUUCUCCAAGUGCGAUUUCAGCCCCAUUUUUGCCUACUACGAUGCCAAGCGUCAAGAGAAAAAGGCCCUCCCUCCGGCUGAAAAGAAACGCUUGAAGGCUGAGAAAGAUGAGGAAGAAGCGCCCUUCCAGUAUUGCACAUGGGAUGGACGGAAGCAGAAAGUUGGCAACUUCCGUGUUGAACCACCGGCUCUUUUCCGUGGUCGUGGUGAGCACCCCAAGACCGGGCGUGUGAAAUCCAGAGUCCAACCAGAGCAGAUCACCAUCAAUAUUGGAAAGGAUGCUCCGGUUCCUCCUCCGCCUGAAGGCCACCGCUGGAAGGAAGUUAAGCAUGACCAGGAGGGCACUUGGCUUGCUAUGUGGCAGGAGAACAUCAACGGAAACUACAAAUAUGUCAUGCUCGCUGCCAACUCUGAUGUCAAGGGGCAGAGUGAUUACAAGAAGUUCGAAAAGGCCCGUGAGCUGAAACAUCACAUUGCCCGAAUUCGCAAGGAUUACCAGAAGAACUUGAAGCAUGAGUUGAUGGUCGAGCGCCAAAAGGCCACUGCUGUUUACCUUAUCGACCAGUUUGCCCUUCGUGCUGGUAAUGAGAAAGGUGAAGACGAAGCUGAGACGGUUGGAUGUUGCUCCCUGAAAUAUGAAAACGUCACACUUAAGCCGCCAAACAAGGUCAUCUUUGACUUCCUGGGUAAAGAUAGUAUCCGGUUCUAUGACGAAGUCGAGGUCGAUACCCAGGUCUUCAAGAAUCUCAAGAUAUUCAAGAAGGCACCUAAGAAGGAUGGCGAUGAAAUUUUUGACCGACUGACGACAUCUGCCCUGAACAAGCAUCUUUCUGUUUACAUGCAAGGCUUGACUGCCAAGGUGUUCCGUACUUAUAACGCUUCCCACACCAUGGGUGCCCUUCUCAAGGAGAUGAAUGCCACGGGCACUGUGGCAGAGAAGGUCAAGGCUUACAACGAUGCGAACCGCAAGGUCGCCAUUCUUUGCAACCACAAACGUACUGUUGGUGCCGCGCACGCUGGGCAGAUGGAGAAAAUGAGUGAACGGAUCAAGGGCUUGCGUUACCAGAAAUGGCGACUGAAGCAAAUGAUGCUUGAUCUGGAACCUACCCUCAAGAAGAAGAAGGGCGCCAAGUUUUUUGAAUUGGAUGAGGACAUUGACCAAGAAUGGAUCAAGGAGCACCAGGCCUUCCUGAUGGAAGAGCAGCGUCAGAAGAUCAACAAGAAAUUUGAGAAGGACAACGAAAAGCUGGCCGCCGAGGGAGAAAAGGAGAUGAAGGCCAGUGAGCUUGAGGAGCGUCUGAAGGCUGUCAAGGACAUGGAAAAGAAGUUUAACAAGGAGAACAAGACCGGCAAGGUGGAGGCUGAAGGCAAGGGCCCCACGGUCGAGAAGCUCGAGACCUCCAUUAGCAAACUCGAGCAGCGCGUUGAUACCAUGUCUGUUCAAGCACAAGACAAGGAGGACAACAAGGAAGUGGCACUUGGAACAUCGAAGAUUAACUACAUCGAUCCUCGUCUCACGGCAGUCUUUACCAAGAAGUUCGACGUGCCCAUUGAGAAGUUCUUCUCCAAGUCCUUGCGAGAGAAAUUCGAAUGGGCCAUCAAGUCCGUCGACGAGAAUUGGGAGUUUUAGUUAUUUUUCUUUUGCAGUCACUUAGCCAGGUUGUGAUACCUCCCCUGGCUCGUUUUGUCUCCUUUUUCUCUUUUCUUUUUGCUUAUUUCCAACGGUGGGUGGAUGGGGUUAUCAUAUAGCAUUUGAUGCAUUUUCAAAAUCUUUCCUUUUUUAUCUGAACGGCUCUCUAUAAAGGCAGACCCCUUGCCAUGAUACACGCGGCGGAUUCUCAAGGGGAUCUUCGUCUUCGUGUUGUGCUUUCUGGUCUCCUGUUUUUUGUUUCAAGAUGAAGAAAGAAAAAGACACAGUCAAGAUAGACUUGGCUUUUAUAUGAAUAAACCAAAUAUAAUGUGACUAUACUUAUACUUUUAUUUUGAUAUGCAAAUUUCAAUGCUUGCAAAAGUUCCAGCAAUAUGAAGUUGACUUGUUCUAUCC